AUGGAUACCCGGCUCACAGAACCACGCACCGGCCACGGUGCUGUUUUGUCGUUUGACUGUCUGCUGUUAAUCCAGCCGCAGUCGAUGCAAAUUAUCGAUAGCGUCCGCGGUGUCGUACAACAAAGACUCGCAGGAACCGGGGAGGGUGCGACCGGAGGAGCUACCUUCAGUGGCACCGCUGUUGCCGGCGUUGGCUCCGUUCCACGAUACAUCGCUGCCGCUCAACAACAAAAAGCUCUGGUGGCCUUUUGGGACCUCAAGAAGGAGGCGGUUGCGUAUCAAGCCGCAACCCCUGAAGUGAUGAGUACACUUGCGUUCCACCCCAAUGGGUGUUUGCUCUUCGCCGGCAGUCGUAGUGGCUGUCUGUACUGCUGGCAGCUCACUGGGGUGUUGCCACUUCCAGCAAAGGCUCUGUGUGCGAGAUCUUCCGAAGGCGCCUCGCUACUUCGACGCUGUUGGCCUGCCCAUUACGGGGCAUGCGCAGCGCUUCUCGUUGAGGAAGACAGAGUUAUCAGCGCUGGCACAGACGGCAGCAUCAAACAAUUCUCGUUGUACGACAUUCUAUCAACCAGCGAGGAUAUGGAGAGAGGACAAUCAUUGCAGGCCGCUGACUGCGCUGUGAAAAUCUCUCAAAGUUGGUCUGGGCAUUCACAGGCUGUCACUGCCCUGUGUAAUCCUUCUGGCGAAUCCGAUGUAUGUGGCGUCCGCGCGCCCUGUCUAGUGUCUUCCUCGCUUGAUCGCACCAUAAAGGUGUGGAGCCAGCACAAAGGCGGCCCUAUUGGAACGUUUCUCCUACCAGCACCUAGUCGCUGUGUGAUCGUGACCGUGUUGGAAGCAGCACCAUUCAUCUGCGCGGCAUGUGAUGAUGGUCUCAUUCACCUUCUACCUUUGAGAGCUACAGCGGUUUCCGAUGGAUCCGCCCAGCAAAACGCUGUUGGGCAGUCGGCUGUGGCCUCGCUGAAGGACUUCGGUGGGCACCGUAAUCAGACCGGUACUGAGGUGUCAGCUCGUCGCACGCGAUACCUCAGAGGUCACACUGGGGCCGUGAUCAGUUGCGUACUGCUGAGUGAUAACAAACUUGCCAGUUGUGCAGCGGAUGGCGUGCGGUUCUGGGAACUGACGUCUGGUGCAACCAUCAAGCACAUUGGUCACGUUGGUGGCCUGCUUAUGGGAAUGCAAGUUUUGAGUGCAUCGACGGAUUGUAACCUUCUUCUUCUUCCACCUCUGGCACCGCUUCGACGUGCCCUGGCUCAGCCGACUGAAACCGGGACAAUUCGCAUCUUGGAAAGAGGCGCAAUGCGCCGCCAGAUGCACCAUGGCCAGCGGGGGGCUCCUUACAACUCCCAUGUGGAACAGACAUGGGCCGGAUGUCGGCACGCAGGUCCACGUGCGUGGUUCCGACAUUAUGACGCUGUUCAAUCGCGACUUCUCUGCACGGAAAGAAUGCAGGCGAUGCCAUAA
Neospora caninum is the source of this 1461-nucleotide messenger RNA. RefSeq lists its product as hypothetical. Gene Ontology annotation, molecular function: protein binding. Gene Ontology annotation, cellular component: nuclear pre-replicative complex. Lineage: Eukaryota; Apicomplexa; Conoidasida; Eucoccidiorida; Sarcocystidae. The coding region runs from base 1 to 1461 and encodes 486 amino acids. Gene Ontology annotation, biological process: rRNA processing; DNA-templated DNA replication. The transcript has 6 exons. The record is from RefSeq and is a predicted model, not a curated record.